Messenger RNA from Verruconis gallopava, 2590 nucleotides. RefSeq lists its product as uncharacterized. The coding region runs from base 70 to 2040 and encodes 656 amino acids. Lineage: Eukaryota; Fungi; Ascomycota; Dothideomycetes; Venturiales; Sympoventuriaceae. The record is from RefSeq and is a predicted model, not a curated record. The transcript has a single exon.
CUUACGAAUGACAAUUGGAUGGUGGUCUGCGAGCUGCCGUGAUCGAUUGUCUUGGAUCACAGCAUCAACAUGUCCCGUUUCAUGUACCCAGCGUUCCCCGGGGAGGAUGGGAUGCCCACAGGACAGCCGACCGCUUAUCCAACAACCCAUUCGCCUUACGCUCCCGCUCCUCCACAGUUACCGAGUCAGCCCUCGCCUGUGUACGGCUACCACUCGCCUGCGAACCACCGCCAGCUUGCCCCGGCCCCGUAUGUGCCUCCGCAGAGUCCCAGUCCCAGCUUGGGCCUGCAGCUCGAGCGCGCCAUCCAGCUCGAAGAUCAAGCGCGGAAGAGCAGAAAGACGAGCAAGAACCAGACUCCCGGCCAAGGCACCUUUCGUGUGCAGUUGAAUGGCCAGGAUGCGGGAGACCCGGAUGGCAAUGGCGACGAGCUGAGGGGCGUCGGCAAUGGCAGCGACGUAGACGAGGACGAACAGCCGGUGGAAGACCCAAAUGAAGACAACACUCCUCCCGAGGGCAUGUAUUACCUGCCUCCUCCCCCCGAGCGAACGUACAAGAACUACGACGAGUGCCACCAGGCCAUGCACGAUUGGAACAAGGCCCACGGCUUCGACGUGUCGCGGCAAAAGCCCGCCAAGAACAAGAACGGCGACAUCUACAAGUACCUGUACCAGUGCACGCGGCAUGGCCGUCGCGGUAACAAGCACAAAGUGCUCGAGUCCGAGCGGAAGCGCAAGCGCGAGAGCAAGAAGACAGGCUGCCCUAUGGGCAUAUACAUUCGUGCCGUGGAUGUCAAGAAUGUCAACGGCAAAUGGCGAAUAUCACACCAGCUCGACGGGAGGAGCAAGUGGCACAAUCACGAAGGCAUCUCCGCCGAAGAGCUCACGGGCCAUAGAAGGCGGAACCGCACCGAGGAGAUGAAGGCUCUGAUCAAGCAGACGCGUGCAGCGGGCAUGGAUGCUUGGCAAUCGCUAGCCUACAUCAAAGAGAAGAUGCCGGGCGCCCUCAUCACGAAACAAGACGUGUUGAACUACCGCAAGCAAGAUCCGGGCCCGGGCAGCGACACGCAUAACUACCUCGACAAGGCUUACAUGCUUGCCGUAUCCUUUGGAUCCGACUUCGAAAUCGACGACGUGUACGGCAUGCACUUACUUCCCAAGCUCCGCACCCGAAUGCCCAUCUCGAUCUGCUCCAAGCCCGAGUCUCUCGCCGCACACUUGCAGCGCAAUCCUCCUCGCGUCGUUCUCGUCACCGAUCCCGCACUCGCCUAUCCUGAAAACCGCCUUCAUCUUGCGCGUCUGGUGACGUAUGUCCAGGACGGGGGUACGAUGAUAUUUAUGGCACACUUCAACAGCACGCCUCGGGAUUACAUGCACGCGCUCUUUCUGCACCAUCUCAACCUAGAUUGGUCUUCGAUCGACGUGACGUCAACACCCCUUGCGUACUCGUUAAAUGACAAACUCGCCGCAGGUGGCACAGGUGGCCGCUGGGUAGUCGUCGCGCGCAACUUUGCUCCAGGCACCGACGCCAAAGCCAUCGAACAGCUCGCCCAGCUCAGCCCUGGGACUCCCGCCUUGAUAUCCUGUAGAUUGUACAGCACUCAUCCCGUAGUGACGGCCGAACUAGUCUUUGGCGCCCAGGAUAGCGCAGAGGCCGUCAUCAGUGCGUUCAGUGGUAAAUCUGUCAAUCUGGGCCGUCUCGCCACUGCGCCCGGAAAGGAACUCGACUUUGCCCUGCGCGCGCCUGCGCCCAUGGCGACGUCGGAUUUGGCGCCUGAGAUCAUAGCCAAGGCGAACGCGCUGAGGAACGUGCAGUUGGAAGAUGUGGUCUACGCCGGCGUGACCAUGGUUCAGGAUUCACCUGCUCACCAAGGCGGCUACGUCAACGGGGUGUGGGUCGACCCACAGGUCGCAAGGCAGAGCAACGUAGAAGUCGCCGGUGCAGCGUAUCGGAAGGUCGGCAAAGGCUACGUCGGGUAUGUCGGACUAGGGGAGUUUGAUGACAAUUAUUUAAGAUGUGUGGCUGCUAUGUGUCAUUUCUAGGGCGAAGGCGUUCGUAAACAGUGUAAACGAAUCGGGAUCGCACUAUUGCGAAUUACAUUGCUUGGGGAGUCAUGAGGAUAAACCGCACUAACAACGUAGGUAAAUCUUUUUAACGACCGUAUGCGAUAUCUUUCAGGGUGAUGAUGAAAACCACAAAUCUGUUUUACCUCUGUAGGUUAUUAUAUCACUGUCGACGAACACGUAGCUUGAAGCCUGGGUAUCAAAGUCCUACAAAGCCUCGUCAGAAAGAGAUCGAGCACGGAGACAGUCCCUAGAAAGCAGCUAAUCCAUUCACACUACUCAAGAGGGUGUUGAUUGUUCCCGUGUAUUUAGCAGACGAGAUCGUGCUCUAAAUUAGUUCGCGGUUGUUGUUCAGCUUUCGCGUUGUUCCUCCGCCUCGAUCGAUAGAGAUGUUGUGGACGUCUUGUAUGUAAAGCCUGGGAAGGAAAAGCGUCCAGAACAACAAGAAGAAAAGAAAUCGCACGUACGGAUUACGCGUAAAAACGCGGGGGCCCGAAGGCUGCAUCUUCUUUCACUCCCGAAGUCGGGG